Messenger RNA from Rhagoletis zephyria (snowberry fruit fly), 3260 nucleotides. RefSeq lists its product as uncharacterized. NCBI's taxonomy places the organism in Eukaryota, Metazoa, Arthropoda, Insecta, Diptera, Tephritidae. The record is from RefSeq and is a predicted model, not a curated record.
GGCUUAGAGAUGACCGUGAGCAGUUAGCUGCUGCCCUUCCACAGGAAUUGACCGAAACUCUGUCAACACUGAAACUUCGUAGGCUCGGCCGUCCGGCAGGUAGUAGACCCCGACCGCUGCUAAUAGAAACACCCUCUGAGGCGGUUGCUAAAUCAUUAUGGAGAGCAAAUUCCAAUAUGUCUAAUAUUAAAUUCAAACCUGACCUAACACUAGCUCAACGAGAUCAUCUAACUGCGUUACGCAACGAGCUCAGUGUAUCAGACCAGAAGGACAGUAAGACGAUUAAAUACAUUGAUGGCAUCCCAAGGUUGGUGGACAAACCGAAGCCGCACACGCGCAAGCGAGCAGACAGAGCGCCAAAAAACUAAUAAUUUACUAUCAGAAUACAAGGGGGUUGCGGACAAAGCUUAAGGAUUUCUUAACCUCCACCGCAAGCCUCGAAGCAGAUGUUAUAUGUGUCAGCGAAUCGUGGUUGCACUCGUCUAUCUCGGACGGCGAAGUUAUCGAUGGUACAUAUGCUAUUUUUAGAAAGGAUAGGGAUCAACUAACAAGCAGCUACGACCGUGGUGGAGGUGUAUUCAUAGCAGUCAGGAGGGGUAUCCGUGCUGAACUGGUGGCAACAGUCCACGAUCACAUAGAGCAAGUGCUAGUAAAAAUUAGGGGUCUAAAAUGUGACCUAAUCAUAGGAUGUGUAUAUAUCCCACCUUAUUCACAACCGGAGACGUACAAAGCCCACUUGGAAACAGUGUCUUAUAUCAAUGCAACGAACGCGAAUUGUAAACUACUAAUCAUUGGCGAUUAUAACUUUCCUAGUAGCUCGAGCCCUGAAAAUUGUGAAAUUCUCACCCACACAGAAUAUAUUCUUAGUGGAUGUCAACAAGCCAACAAAGUGCCAAAUUUCAAAGGCCAGUCAUUGGAUCUUUGUUUCAGCAACAUCGAAGUAACGGUUGAAAGAACUGAUCCUGUUGUCACUGAGGACGGAUACCACCCUGCCUUGAGUGUGAACGUUCAUUUCCAAUCAAAUCUGAAUGUGACCACCCCCAAAACAUAUUUAUUUAAACAAGCUGACUAUCCGGGACUCAAUCAUUUCUUCUCAAACAUAAACUGGAUAGACCUUUACAAGCUUGAUACGAUCGAUGAAAAAGUUAACCUAUUUUAUACACUAGUCUUUGAAGGUAUCGCGCGGUUUGUUCCAGUAGUUCGCAGGAGAAACAAUGAAUUCCCUAUCUGGUUUACUAAGCAAUUGAUAACAAAAAUUAAACUUAAAAAGGCUGCUCACGCUUUUUAUAAGAAGAAUAACUCAAGCGUUAGUUAUAGCAGGUUUCGUGCUCUACGGCUCGAGUGUAAAACCAUCAGUGCAGCCUGUUAUAAGGAAUACGUCGCUAGGGUGGAAAGCAGUAUCAACACAGAUGCAAACAAGUUCUGGAGCUAUAUUAAAAAUAAACGGCGAAAUUGCAUUGAUAUUCCAACAACUGUAACAUGGGAAAGUACGUCAGCAAGUAAUGAAGAAGUAAGUAACCUAUUUGCUUCGUAUUUCAAAAGUAUAUAUACCCACCGUCCAUGGCCGGGUAAUAUUGGCAUAGACACAUCACAUCUGACAGGAAGUGACGCUGAUUUAAACAACUUUGACACCUGCUAUAACGAUGUCUUUACACAGCUCUUAAAACUAAAUGCUCGAAAAGGGGCAGGCCCAGAUGGGUUGCCAAACGUGUUUUUGAAAAACUGUGCUUUUAGCCUUUGCGAACCAAUAUGUCACAUCUUCAGCAAAUCCCUUCAAACAGGGAUCUUCCCCUCUGCCUGGAAGGUAGCUUAUAUUAGCCCUAUUCAUAAGUCCGGCCCGAGAUCAAAUGUCUGUAAUUAUCGACCAAUAUGCAUUCAGUCAUCGCUGGCUAAGCUACUGGAGAAAAUGGUACUACCCCGUAUGACCUUUGCUUUCAAAAACAUUAUAACUACCAGGCAACACGGAUUCAUUGGUGGCAGGUCAACGGCCACUAACCUGUAUCAGUAUAUUAAUUACGCUUUGGACGCAAUGGGCGACAGCAAAGAUGUCCAUGCAAUUUAUACGGAUUUCAGCAAGGCUUUUGACAUGGUGGACCAUGGCAUACUAAUCCAGAAACUUGGCUCUUAUGGAGUAAAAGGGAACGCUUUGGAAUGGUUUCGAUCCUACCUGUGUAAUAGGCAUCUGCAAGUCAGAGUUAAUUGCCACAUAUCGAGCAGUUUUGUUACAACAUCAGGGGUGCCACAAGGGUCACACUUGGGCCCAAUUCUGUUUAAUAUCUUUGUGAAUGACAUAGUACAGAUGACAUGAGUAAAUUACAGAAUGAUAUCAAUAGCCUAAGUGUCUGGUGCACAUCAAAUAAGCUUAGUCUAAACAUAAGUAAAUGUGUUGUCAUGUCAUUUUCACGUUCGCAUAAGCCACACCCACCCGUAUACUGGUUGAACGGCCAAAAGCUGCAGGUGGUCACCACUAUCAAGGACCUUGGAGUAACGGUUGACAACGAGUUGAACUUUGCUAAUCACAUUAACGACAUAUCGCUACGUGCACAUAGAGUGUUGGGCCUCAUUAUUAGGUCUGGCAGAGAUUUCCGCGACCCAUACACACUCAUACGCCUGUUUGAUGCAUUGGUUAAACCUAUACUCGUAUAUUGCAAUAUUGUCUGGGCGCCUUCCUCUGACCAGCUUGUAAACCGACUGGAAUCUACUCAGCGUAAGUUCUGUAAAUACUUAUCCUGGUUUUCAAACUCAGUGGCAGCAGAGAUGAGCACGGAUGAUGUCUAUAACUACUUCAAAAUUAACAGCCUGUCGUGUGGAAGGCAGGCUUGUGACCUGCUUUUCUUUUAUAAACUUGUUAACGGCAUCGUUAUCUCACCUGAGAUUUUAGCUCAAUUUUCUCUCAUUUGUCCAAGAGCAGGCCUCCGACAUAAUCGACUACUUGAAAUUAAAAAGACCACAAAGAACUACGUGUGGAAUGGACCCAGAAGCAGAAUCGCUAGAUUAGUCAACGAACACAGCUCAACAUUGAACUUUUUCGGUGGAUCUUACAACCAGUUCACGAAAAAUGUAAAGGAUCAACUCUAUAAUCAUCGAUAACCCCACUUUAAAAAUAGCAGAUAUAACGAAUCCUGCUUGAAUUCAUAUUUUAAAAGUCCGAAACAUAUUGUUCUUAUCUGUUUUAUUCUUUUAUACUUUUCAUGUGUGAUUGUUUUUAAGCGUAAAGCCGUUUGGCGUUAAGCGUUAAGCAUAAAUAAAUAAAUAAAAAA